CCUCCUUCCGGGAUGUUGGGCCGCCCACAGGAUCGAGGACAAAAACAAUCGUGCAUCCCUCUGACAGUGCUGCGCAAACAAGGAGGUCCAGGCGAAUUAAAAGAGCGGUUAGAUAUACUUAAACAGUUUUUGUCUUUCAGCCGACACGACAGCUUCGGGGGAGAAAUGGUGUCUCCGGUAACAGUGGUGAAGAGCGAAGGUCCCAAACUGGUGCCGUUCUUCAAGGCAACCUGUGUUUACUUCGUUCUGUGGCUGCCCACCUCGAGCCCUUCCUGGUUCAGUGCCCUCAUCAAAUGUCUGCCCAUCUUCUGCCUGUGGGUGUUUCUGCUGGCUCAUGGAUUCAGCUUCCUCGGUGCUCACUCCAGCGCCCGCAAGAUUCUGGCUGGUCUCAUCUUUUCAGCUCUGGGUGAUGCCUUUCUCAUCUGGCAGGAGCAGGGAUACUUCGUCCACGGUCUUCUCAUGUUCGCCAUCACCCACAUCCUGUAUUCAUCUGCCUUUGGGAUGAAGCCAACAAACGUGCGCGCUGGCCUGGUGAUCACUGCGGUGUCCGCCCUAUGCUACCUCCUGCUGUACCCCUACCUGUCCGGACCCUUCACCUACCUGGUGGCCGUCUACAUCGCUCUGAUUGGCUUCAUGGGCUGGAGAGCCAUCGCAGGGCUGCAGCUAGCCAACGACCUCUGGACCUGGACCAAGCUGUCGGCCUGCCUGGGCGCCGUGCUCUUCAUGGUCUCUGAUCUCACCAUCGCUGUCAACAAGUUCUGCUUUCCCGUGCCACACUCCCGAGCCAUCAUCAUGGCCACCUACUACGCCGCCCAGAUGCUCAUAGCUCUGUCCGCUGUUGAGUGCCAGGAUGCGGAGGUUUCCCGGAAGAGAACAUGAGGUGACACGGUCUCCAGGAAACACGAGGCUGGGGAGAUGUCUCCAACUCUGGCCUUGAGUGACCAUGGACACACCUCACUGCCAGAUCUCAAACCCCCAGCCUUCAUCUUGGUGUGGCGCUCCCACACAAUUGUUAACAUGGCAAAUGAUCUACUACACGACAAUCUCCCUGCUAUCCCACUAGUAUGGUAGUCUCAUAUGUAUCUCUUUAUAAAGAAGAUACUGUAGUAUUACUCCAGUCUCUCUCGAGUGCAAUCAAACCUUAAAAAAUGCUGUGUCUCAACCAAGUUAUUAAGAAGGCAAGUGUAGAAUUAAUAUCCUCCAAUAGAACGCAUUAAUUUACUUGCAACUAGGUUGAUUUAAGGGGAGCACGUUCCUGGGCACCUUCAAGUAGUGUGUAUGAGAGAGUGAUUUUCUGUGAGUGUGUGUUUGCAGUUUUGUGAUUGAUUUACACUGUUACCUCACUGUCCAUACAGUGCUUUGAUGCACAAUCUCCAUACAGAUGUAAAGCCACACAUUUGUACUUUCAGUGGUCCAUUAUGAUAAUUUACCAGUGCAUUUCUUGUUUUUGCUUUAGUCAUGUAAAUUCUUCCAAAAGGGAUAUUUUUUAUACCGUUGCCCUUAUAUGUGGCUGUAGGUCCCCCUUCACUAAGGGUGCUAAUCUAGGAGCUAAGGGCAUGUACAUACCUAUUUAAUUAAUUAUCUGCAGUACCUUUCAUUUUAAUUCGUAACAACCUCUCUUCCUUUUGUUAGAUAUGGUCUUUACACUCUGACUGAGUCUGCUUAAAUGAAGAGUAUUUUUUUUCUUCCUUUAAGACCCCUUUGAAUAACUAGAUGAAAAUAAGAUGAGCAGUACAUGUUGUUUUUGGAAGCUCAAUCCUUCAGUUUUAGGAUCUAAUUGGCCCUGCAGGUGCAACAUGUUUCAUCAUACAUGCAUCGCCUAUAGAAGUUACACCUUCAACAGCACCGUACCCUACACCAACACAUCAUGCUGGUUUAGUUAUUAGGCAGGUUCCUUGGGGGACUUGUUGUCUGACUCAAUCAGCUGACCCGUGCUGUUUAUGGUCGUGUUAUGAAAACAGAAAAAGAAAGGGCUUUGUCGCUGGCUGGACUCAUUUCGUUAAUAAACUCUGCCAGCAGAGUCUGCAACUGUGAAGGCAUUCACUCACUCGGAACGACGCGCACACAGAUUUACGCAACGCGUAAACAAAAAGGAGCGGGUAGGCUUGGCAGAAACAGGGAGACAAGAGAAAGCGUCUUGCCGUGCAAGGGAACAGUUAUCCCAUUAUUCCAGAUUCUUUCUUCACACAGGAAAUCUCUGAAAUGUCCUCUACAGCUUAUUCUCGGCAAGACAAAUCAUAGUUUUUUUUCCCCCUUCAUUCCCACUGUUGUUCCUUUUAAGUUACUUUAUUUUGAACUGUCCAACUGAACUAACUCUUCUGUUUUGCACGCCUUUUACAGUGUGAGUGUAUUCAUCUUAACUGUUGAGGGGCAGUCAGACUCAGCUCAAGUACUGCGACCCGACAGAUGAAGCAGACACACUGGGUAUGUUCAAGUAUUUGUAUAAAGACUCGUAACUCUCUCUUUUUACUCGCUCCUCUUUCUAACUGUAGUUGUGUUAUAUAAGUUACAGAAUCUGUCAGUUUUGAUUAGUUUUGGCUGAACAGAUCCAAACUCUGGACUUUACUUUUUCUGUUUCUGGACAUACUUUGCUUUAUGAUGCAGCGCCUUACUAUCUUGAAAUUUUCCAUAUUUACAACCACGAAUCUUGGAUAGAUUUUAUGUGACAGACUAGCACAAAGAAGGACAUAUCUACUGUAUGUCGUAAAAGUCUUCUAGCGUAUUUCUCUACCAGCUUUCUCUUCCUCGUUCGGAACGUCCAUUUUCUUACAACCGGUCUAAGAGGUUUUCUUCCAGAAUUAUCUUGAAUUUAACUCCCUCCAUCACCCUGUCCACCCGCAAUUUAGUUUAAGUUAAUUUCCUUGAGAGACAAAGUAUUUUUGAUUUAACUGAAUUAAAAUUUUUUGGGAGCUCAACCAAUAGUUGCCCUGUCAGGAGAUUCUCCGCACCUGCACAGUCAGCAUUUCAGAAGUCCUGAAAAAACUUGACUGAACUAAUAAGGGAUCACAUUUUGCCCUGUAAGAAUAUGCUUUAGGAACCGAGAGGAUUACAAAGACUGACAUGGAAUAACCUCCAUGCCUGUUUACGCUAUAAACAGGCAUGGAAAGUGAUUGCUCCUCAUUCUGGGUCAAUGACCCACAGAGUUGCCAGUAUCAUCAAAAACACACACGCACAUCAAAAUUUGUUUGCAUCACACGAGCCACUGAAACGAGAUCUGCAGACAGAUGCCAACAAUGAAAAUCACCAGUUCCCAGCAGCCAUUUUUGAUCACUGCUUUAUCAGACAGUUCCUCAAUCUCCUUUUGCCGUGUCAGUGCAUUUGUCAGCACUAAGGUUCUGCUUUGUCUGCUGAUCUCUUUCACUGCUCUGCACAUAUGAGCACUUGUCUUGUGUUCCAUGUUUUAAUUAAUCCUCCCGGCAUGGCAGAGUUCUUGCACAGAGUUUUCCACUCUGAUAAAAAUAAACCUUUGCGCUUAGAAGCUAUCAGAGGUCUACUAGAAGACAUGCAUUAGUCCGCCUGCUCCGUCCUCAUAAGAUAGAGUAAGUGGAGUGAAUAAAGAAGGGAAGUAGAGAAGAUGGAUAACACAGAUGAUUCUAGCGUACAGUCUCGAGUUGAACCAAGAGGGGGCUGGUAAUAUUAAGCCAGGCGGUCUUAUUUAUCCUCAGUGUGUGGGCAAUUUAUGUAAGCACUGCUUGUUUGUGCGGAGCCAGAAAAAAGCCGUCUGACUUUUGUUCCUUCUUCUGGAAUGGUCCCACGCCAGAUGCACGAUUCACUGAAGUAUCCCUAAAAUAUUCUUGAGGAAGCAUAUGUCUUUUGGAACAAGUAUUUUUAGAGCGUGUUGUAUAGUCAUGGUUGAGUUGUUCUGUUGAAAUCCUUUUCAUUGAGUCAUCAAAUGCGUUGGAAAAGUAUUAAAACCUCUUGAACCUUUUGACAUUUGUCAUAACAGCCACAAAGCUCAGUAUGUUUUGAUGGGAUUUUUGACGUGUUUGACAAACAGAAAGCUGUGCUGUUGGGAUUUAGUUGAAAAAGGAAGUGAUCACAAAUAAUCAGAAAAUUGUGCCAUCAACUUCUAUUCAACCCCAUCGGGUCAGUGCUUUGCUGCUGGUUAUUUGACGUAUGAAGGGAGAACGAGCCUCCUGCAGGACCCUCCAACUUGCCUUGUAGACUCCCAUUUUCUCCCAAGUUUGGAGAUACUCAUGCAAUUUAAAGUCUGCUUUAAAUUUCUCCACAUCUUUAUCCUUGACCUGUCCAGUCUUCUCCUCAAUCGCCAAGAUUUUCUCUAAUGUUUUCUGACAAACCUCCGAGACCUUCAGAUGCAAGAUCACUUUUCUAAUAUCACCUUUGAAGGCAGCUAACUGGAAUGGAUUUUAUAUUAGGGUGAAAGGGGCCAAAUGUAUAUGCUUACCACAUUUUGUAUAUUUUUUGUGGGAUCAAAAUGUAGAAAACCAAUUACGAUUCACCUUCACAGAAUCAUAACCUACUUUGUUUUGGUCUAUGACAUAUAAUAUGAAUAAAAUACUCUGGUGUCUUGUUGCAACAUGAAACGUGAACAUUUUUAUCAAGGUAAUAAAUCUUUUGCAAGGCACUGUAUAUUUGAUCGAGGCAGAAGUAACAAGAAGCUGUUUAUAGUACUGGAUCUCGCAUAUCAAACACCCUUUUUGUCUCCAGCUCAGCGUUGCAUAUGACCGUCCUUUGCCCCAGGAAUGUUAUUGUUGAGCGGCAUUUCACUUAGAAUAAGGCGAGCCGUUGAAAUAUGACACACAGCGGGAAGAGUCUCCCCCCAUCCAUCAGGUUAGCUCCCAUCCUGUUCCCCCACAGGUGGCAGACCAGCAGGCGCAUCACUUUACCCUGCUCUGUCAACAACGCUGUUGUUCUGAGCUUUUCAUGCACAGACAAAAGGAGACCUGGGAGAGUCUGAAUGCGUUUGGUCUGAGUUAAGCUGGAACCAAUUGCUGUUGCAUUAUAAAAAAUACGUGUUCUGAAAAAUGCUAUCCUUUGAGUUUCUAUUUCUCUUUUGUCUGUGUUUAAUCAAUUUUCUUGUAAUUUUUACUUUGAAAUAUUUGCUGUUAAUGCACUGUGCUCAUGACCAUCAGUGGGUGACAGUCGAUACAAUAAGCUGGAAAGUUUUUUUGUCUACUCCUGCAUGACAGAUUGAGUACAUUCUCCAUGUGAUUGAAGCAUUAAACACUCAGAGGUUUUAUGGUGAUAGUUCCCCACCAUCAGUACAGGUUUAUGAGAAGUAUCUAAAUUGUAUUCAAGCUGCUGUGUGCUGCACUUUUUUAUAUCUAGGGUAAGGCCAGCCAGUCUUUAAAACUUGAUCUUACAACAGACAUGUUUUUUUUCAGUACCUUAUCAAUUUCAAGUAUAAUCUACAUACUUUUUUUUUUAUUUUGCUAGAAAACAACUAAAAAAAGAAAAGUCAUUUUAAAAGAAUAUUUUUUUUUCUUUGAAGAAAAAAAAUAUUUUGAAGUGUUAUCAACCCUGAUGUGUACAACUUCCUUUAAAGUAUUAUCCUUUCAGUUCCAGAAAGUGAGAACCUAAAAUAUAAAUUUGGUCAUUUGUUUUUUGUGUACAACAAUAUUUAUUUCCACAAACAAACAAAACUAGUUAUCAAAGCUAAUAAACAUGCAUCAUUUCUUACAGUUUACUUAUUGUCCUUGAUUUUCACUUUGAGAUUGAUUUAUUAUUUUUUUCCCCCAUGACUGUGGAGAUUAUAUAAUUUGUUUGCUGUUGUGAAACUCUGCAAUGAAUGUGAAUAUCUGUUGGAGAAAUAAAUGCAAUUGCAAUGCAACUUCA
Molecule: messenger RNA, 5796 nt
Organism: Poeciliopsis prolifica (blackstripe livebearer)
Lineage: Eukaryota; Metazoa; Chordata; Actinopteri; Cyprinodontiformes; Poeciliidae
Gene: tmem86a
Product: transmembrane protein 86A
Exons: 3
Coding region: 13-879 (288 amino acids)
Cellular component (GO): membrane
Source: RefSeq, a predicted model, not a curated record